AUGCUGCCCAAGCGUAGACUUCUAUCAAAAAAAAAAAUAAAUCAGCCUAUUAGACAACCCAUCUUUAAACGUAAAAAUAGCAUAGAAAAGGUUGCAUAUGAUAAACCAUCAGAAUCAAUUAGAAUCAAAUUUAUGAAUGAUGAAUUUUUUAAAGAUAAAAAGGUUGUAUUCGAAAGGAAUCAGAUAGCUGUUUUUGUUGAAGAUGGUGAAACUUUGGAGGCAAUUGGCU
This is a messenger RNA of Cetraspora pellucida, 229 nucleotides long. NCBI's taxonomy places the organism in Eukaryota, Fungi, Glomeromycota, Glomeromycetes, Diversisporales, Gigasporaceae. The record is from the annotation of a GenBank genome assembly.